UUCAUGCUUCUCUCUUGUUGAGGUCAUAUUGCACCAGUUGAGUGGAGUGCAUUUCUCUAAGCUACUGGUGUAUAGUGUAUUGCAUUCAGAUCUCAGAGUUUGAAUUAUUCAGGAAUUGUAAGGCAUCAGAUCUGGGGUUUCCAGCUGUGGGCUGAAUUACUUUUCACUUUAUUCCAUGCUGUUUCAAAAACAGUUCAAGUUGUUUUUUGGGAACAUGGCCACACCUAGACGUCACACUUAAAACCUUGACACAGUUUUGCAUAGAAGUGAAUAGGGAAGCCAUUAACUGUGUCGAAAUUGUUGACUAAGUCUUCAGUUGUGGUAAAACCUUUCAUGGUCUUCCCGUUACUUGGUGUCAGCUGCAUAUCAAUGCCAUCCAGCCUUCCUGGAACCAGAUCUAUGUGUUUCUAUUUGGGAACACUGUCUGCAGCUCUGUCCCUGGUUGUCACUUCUUGGUGGUUGAUAACUAAUUGGAUGACUCAUUCUCAAGACCACCACCAGUCCAUGCUGAAUAUAGGUGAGGAGCGUGAUGAUCAGGUUGAAGAGGAGGAGGAGGAAGACGACGACGAAGACGAAGUGGAUUAUCCCGCAAAUGACUCUGAAGAGCUUAGUCAAUACCCCUCUGUAAGAAACAGUGCUCAGAAUCACAGUACAAACACAGCAUCAGAUAUGAGAAACAUUGACGAGGGAGUGAAAAUUAGAAUUAACGAUGUAACAGUGGAUAGCUCAGAGGAUAAUUAUGAUGUGCUGGACCCAGUGAUGCAUAGUAAGGAUUUGUACCAAGAAACCUCUCCGUCUGCUGGGACCACUGGUACUUUAGAGGAAAAUACACCUCACAAGAAUGUUAAACCAAAACAACGUCGCUGGUCGCAUCACGUGAUGGGCAUGUCUGUGGAGAAGCAGCAGUUUAGGAAUAAAUUACUGGCUGUCAGUGGGAAAAGCAUGAGUCUGAGCAGUCUAGACAGUGCAGCGGAGGAGUCAGAAGAGGAAGAGGGUUACAUCCACAAACAAUUGGGCAACCAUAAGACAUCGGCCUCCCUGUCCCCUGGUAGUAGCAGCAGUCUCAGUGCGGGCACUGAUCUCACUGGCAUGAACCCCAGGCAUAGCUGGGCUGGCAGUUACACCACUGACAUUAUUGGGAGUCCUGAAGCAAGUGGUGCCAGGAAUGGGAUGUCUCCGCCAGACCGACCACUCAGCCAAGGAAACAGCUCCAUUCGCUCGCUGACAGACAUUGGCCUGGAUUUAAACAGCUCCAAUGAGUCUCAGAAGGAUGCUAUGGCUCCAAACCAGACCAAUGUCUCUACCACAGCUACUAGUAAUCCCCCCAUGUCUGUGAGGACACCCAAACAGAAAAAUGUGACUCUUUUGCAGCAGUCCAAGAUGUCUGUCUCCACUCCAUCUCUGUCUUCUGUAAAGGAAGGAGAAGUUGCAGAUUGUCGGAGAUCUGGCACGUUCAAUGAAGGGCAUAUCACAAAGGAAGAGGCCUUCACUGAGAAGCAGAGUCAUGUAACAAUUCGAAAGCUAGUAGAAGAACACGAUGCACUUAGAAAAUCUCAAGAAAAUGGGAUGACAGACGAGGAAAGUAAACGUAAAGCCCGGGUUUCCAUGAUUGAAUUCUUAAAUGAGAAGAAAAGUGUCAAGCAGUGGGGGCGACGGUCAGUGAUAGAGACAAUGCGCGAGUUCUGGCUUCCUGCAAAUUUCGAAGAAGAUGAAGAGAACAUGGAACAAGAACAGAAAAAAGAACCAAAAGAAGAAAAGAAAAGAAAGUUGAGUUUUAUGCAGAAGUUCGGGAGCCAUAGGCAAAAACGAAAGGAUAAAGAAGGAAAGAAAACUCACCAGUUUGUCAGUGUCUCCUUUAGUAAUUCUACUUCCUGUGAUAUCUGUGGUAAAACACUUGCUAACAAACCUGCAGUCAGCUGUGAAAACUGUAGCAUUAACGUCCAUGACAGCUCGUGCAAAGAUUCUGUCCCUCCCUGUCUAAAGCUCAAAAAAGACAAGAGGCCAUAUCGUCGGGAAAUACAGGAAAGAUGCCCCCCUCCAGUAGGAGGGCAGCAAGGUGGACCAAUAUUGAAAUCAUCACAGUCUUUUGUGGAGGCAGGGUCAGUGCCCGCUGGUCGGGUUAAACAGACAUCUGUUUCCUUUAGUUCACUGCCAAACAGGAAUUCAUCUCCAAAUGAUCAAUUGAAUGCUGGCCGAUGGUCCUCAGGGGCAUAUUCUCAAUGGCGGCGGGUUGCAGCUAAACUUGGGAUAGAUAAAGCCAUAGCUGAGGAAUCCCAAGAGUCUCUAGAUGGCGCUUCGAUAUCUAUGGGGCAGGACCCUUCAACACUCUCAUUACAAAGCAGACUGCGCAAUAACCUGGAAGACACAGUCUCUCUCUCAAUGGAAUCACUGGAUGAAGGUGCUCAAGUGGAGUUUGAGGAUGAUGAAGACCUGAUGAUCAGAGGCCCUGAACCUGAAGCUUGGAGUGUCUAUGUCAACAAAAAAGAAAUCUCCAAACUUGGCCUUAGUAAGAAAGAUGUCAAGAGGCAGGAUCACCUUUGGGAAAUCGUUAUGACAGAAAAACACCAUCUGCGAACUUUGAAGAUCAUGCAAAGGGUUUACAGCCAUGGUUUGGUGCAUGAGGUAGGCCUGCCACCAGAACUGGUGGACAGACUGUUUCCACGCCUUGAAGAUCUUAUUGACAUAUCAGCCACAUUCCUACAAAGGCUACAAGAAAGACAAGAUGAGCACCCCAACAAGUUUGUCUCACAGAUAGGAGACUUGCUGAUUGAACAGUUUGAUUCACCAUCCAGCACCAGGAUGGUGUCGGCAUUUGGGGAGUUUUGUAGCAAGAAAAAAGAAGCCGAGGCUUUGUAUAAGGACCUUUUUAAACAGGAGAAAAAGUUUCAGAACUUUAUAAGGAAAUGCAGUGGGAAUGGGUUGUGCAAGCACCACAGUAUCCCAGACUGUAUCUUACUGGUGACCCAGAGGCUCACUAAGAUGCCAACCCUAAUUGAAGCUGUGAUCAAGAAAACACAAGAGACCAAUCCAGACCAUGCCCUGCUGAAGAAGGCAGACAUGCUGGCUAGAAAUAUCCUCAAUGCCAUAGAUGCCCAGGUAGACGCCAAAGAAAAAGAACAGAGGCUCAUUGAAAUCUACAACAAACUGGAUGUCAGGUCCACAGCAGUUUACAAGGGCAAAAAAUUCAAGAAAUCUGAUCUUUUAUCAAAUAAUCGGAAACUGGUGUAUGAGUCAACUAUAGCAUGGAAAACCGCCAGAGGAAAAACAAUUGAUGUACUUAUUGUUGUCCUCUCUGACUUAGUAUUUUUCCUUCAAGAAAAUAAUCAGAAGUACACAUUUUUCACCCAGGAUAAUAAGGCGAGUGUGGUGUCUCUGUACAAACUGCUGGUCAGAGAGAAGGGGGCCACACGGGACAACAAGGGAGUUUAUGUGAUCAGCCAGAGCAAGGACACCCCUGAGAUGUACGAGUUUGUCUGCAAGUCAGGAGAGGAGAGGAAACAGAUGAUUAACAUUGUCAGUGCUGCCAUAAGGAAUUGUCCAGAAGAAGAUGAUGAUGAAGGAGUGCCAUCAGAAAGUGAAGAAGAGAGAAAAAUUAGGGAAGCCCGGGCACAGAAAGUCAGAGAGUGUCUUAGCUUCCUGCAAAGAUCACAAGAUCAAAUAAGAGAAUUGCUCAAGGAUCGCUUACAUGCUGUUUUUGACAUGUUCGACCACCAGCCCAAGGAAGAACACCUUUUGCAGCCCUAUGGUCAAGAUGAGGAUGCCAACCCUGCAGAGUGGAUUGACAGAGCAGCUAAGGAAGCUGAGCGUCUGUCCUGGCUCCUCCAAAGUGGCAGCACAAAUCUCAGCCGCAGUGUCAGCAGUGUUGGGGAACACCAAAGUGGGUCUUACACUCCGCCACCAGUUCCUAAACGCUCCGAGACUUUUGGAGGAUUCGAGGUGUCUGCAGACACUGAAACUGUAGACAGUGAUAUUGUGGUGGAUAAAAUGUUAGACCAUCUAACUAAAGUGACUAACAACCAGUUUGAAUGUAGUAUUGACAGCAUGUCAGGGGCAGUCCCCUUGAACUUGGACACUGGUGCAUGUGUAAACAGUUAUGAUGAUAGAAAUAUUGCUCACCAGAAACUGAAUGACAUUGAAGAGAGCAGAGAAAGUGUGGACACAGGAGAAAGUAUUGAGCAUGGGGUGUAUUUGCAAAAGAAAAGAUACAGUGUAAUGGGAAUUGGGAUUGAAGAAGGGCAGAACUUGGCUAGUAGUGAAGAAAAACUAAGAGUACGACGUAAGUCCCGUAGCCCAUUAGACUGGAUCAAACGCAAGGCCAGCCUGCAGGUUACGACCUCUCAUGAAUUGUUGGGGGAAGCAACCAAGCCCUUCUGGAGCUCUCGCACAAAAAUUGCAAAAAUGCGCAGAUCUAGUAUUUUGCGUCACAAUAGCGAUGCCGGGGAACACAAAAGCGUGCAAGCUUCUCGCUCUGGUCCACAGCUACGCCGUGUGGAGUCAUUUGCUGGGUUUGGUCAAUCUGACGGGAGCUCAGGUUCAGUAAAAAGAAGACCACCACCAUUUCCAAAAGAUGAUGAUGGGUCGUUUUCCAGUUUCCAAAGCUUCAACAAAGAUGGUGGAGUUGAUACAGAUUCUGCCAUCGCAAGUGAUACAACAACAGUCAGUAAUUCUAGUUCCAGUAAGAAACUUAUUCGCAGAGGUAGUGGCAAUAUUUUGGUUUCACAUGAGGGCGUAUAUCGGCCCCAAAGGGAUCCUGCUCUUCAGAAAUUAAAACGUACGAGCACGUUCCUAUCUGGGCUUUUGCCAACGCGAAAUGCUGAGAAGGACGAUUCCCCAGAUGUUCGACACAGUGACAAAUCCAGUGACUUGGGGUCUAUCAGCGAGUUCUCCAUCAGCUCAGUGAGUCUAAUACCCCCUGUGAGGGAGCAGGCGGCCUGCUUGGAGCAGAUUCUGCGGUAUCUAGCACAGGCCAUGCAUGCAUCAAUCCACCAGAAUACAAGACUUGAGAGAUGCAAAGCUCACCUUGUGGAGUCUAAUGAAAAAGUGGAGAAAUUGACGGCAGAGACCAAGCAGUACCAGGAGAGGAAAGGAACCUUUCGACAUAACCAACAACUGGAAGAACUACGUCGACUCCAGAGUUCCAUUAACACUGAGAGAACAGAUUGGGAGAAGACCAAGGAAAGGGAGAGGAUGCGACUGGAGGCAGAGAGAGAGACUGUGGAAGAACACAGGAAAGAUAUAGAGAAACAACAGGCUGAGAUGGAGCAACAGAGAGAAGAAUUAAAAAGGCAGAGAGCUGCUUUCCAAAGACAGAUUGACUUGUUUGAACAGCGUCAGCAACAAAUACAGCAAGAACAGCAGAAGGAGCAACAGCAACUGUUACAAUUACAACAGCAGCAACAACAACUACAAAAGCAACUCUCUUCUGGAAAUAUGAUAAAAAGUGGAUUAAAAGAUGUCAACUCUACAAGUGUAAAAAAUGACAAGUUUUCCACUACAGGAAAGGAAAAUAAUUCCUUGGAUCCAACACGUUUAAGCCCACAGGGUUUGGUUAUCAGUCAUAGGCGUUCAGCUUCAGCAGAUUGGAAUAAAGAUUCAAAUGAUAAACGUGCAACAGAGGGUGAAGCUUUCGAGCCAAUGAAAGAGGAAUAUGCUAGGAGUUUACAAGAACCUUUAAAUCGCAAAACGCGUUCAGAUGAUCGGCGCAUAUCACACCAUGUGUUUGAGGGUCAAAACAGACGGGCAGACACCAUGCCUAGUUUAGGUAUAAGUAAGAGAGACACUAGGGAAAACUUGCCUAUACAUCUAGUGAGUGCCACCAAUGAACAGAAACUGCAAGGUGCUGCCUUAAAACAGCAGUUUCCUCACAAACUUGGAAGCAGCAACAGCUCUCCAUCUUUCAGUGGAAUUAUUCCUAAAAAACUGGCUAGCAGCUCAAGUAGUAGUCAGCCCAGCUCUCACAACAGUCAGUCGAAUAAGAGUGCCAGUUUAAAGCAUAACAGCUCUGGGGGAGGCGGGAUGCUGCCUAUGAAGCUGGCUGAGAGGAGUAGAAGUGACAGUAAAGAGAGGAGUCAGUCCAUGUCUUCUCCUCAGUCUGCAGGAAAGAAGGACCAAAGUGUGAUAUAUUUCUAAAUGUUUCGAAAUCCUAUAAUAAGGAUUGAUGGUGCAAUGAGAUAAAUGUGCAACUCGGAGGCAGAUUCUGUGAAUACUACCACUACUACUGCUUCUAUUACUACUCCAGUGCCACCUAGAGCUUUGAGAAUCAUGAUGACUGUAGUAUGAAAUGGAAAGGGGAGGAGAGUCAAUAUAUUCAUUGCCUAUGGAGCUUCAGAACCUAAUAAGGCUUCGGUACUUCACAUAUUUUAGUCUCACAACUUUGCUACAGGUUACAAUUGAUCAACUCUGCAGGACAGACCUGGGAUGAUUGUACAAAUAUGAGAAUACAUUGAUUUCACUUGAGCAGCAGAAGCCUUUUUAAGAACCUAACAUUCUGAUGUCUGUGGAGCCUGCAAUCCUACAGAAAAGAAUUUCAACAGUGUACACUUCAUAAAACAAUGCAUCUGUGAUUAUCGUUUAACAUGCAGGGAUUUUUUUCUCUUUGGAACUGAAAAUCUAAAAUUGUGUCACUGUCAAAUGAAAUAAAAGAGACAUUGAAUAUUUUCAGUAUAGUUAAUGCUUAUUAAGUUACUGAUAAAUGACUUCAUUUUCUUGCAGUUAUUUUCUAUAUUUAGAUGCUACAACUUUUAUCAUCUGUCUUAAUCUUCAAUUUAGAUUGAGUUAUUCUUCAGAUGUUUGCAUUCAGAAGACUUUACUGAACUGGCAGUUUAAUUGCUGGAAUGGAUAACAGUAUUUAAGAAAGGAGCCACGUAAACCUGUAAAUUUACAUUGUAUUAGUGAAAGGAAGAGACGUACAAUUUCUAGGCUCAUAUUGGUAAUACCGGUUAUAGAGAAAACAUGGAAUUUAGAUCAGGGAACUAGACAAAUGCAUUGUCUGCAUGAUUGAGAGAGAGAUGAUAACAAUUACUAUAUAUUAGGUUUCAUGCAUUAUUUACUCAAAUGUAGGAAAAUCAGUGGAAUACUUUUGAGUGCAUUGUAUGUGCAUCUUAUGCUUUAUGAUUACUUUCAGCAAAUAGUUUGAUCUCCUACCUCAGCUGAUGGCCUUGACAUCAAGAAACUGACAUCCAGUCCCAUCUUUUCUACAUAAUCUGGCAAAGUUAACAUUAUAGCAGCUGCACCUCAAGAAUACAUCAUUGAUGUGGGUCGGAAAAUAUUGGCAUUUCUUCACUGUGUGGUUUUUUCGGUACUAUAUCUUCUCAGUGAUUGACAUUUUUGCAAAUUAUUCAUUUUGACUGAUAAGACUUUAUCACUUGCAGAGGUGUGAUAUUUUCUUUACCAGUUUGUUGCUAUCGCUCAUUAAGAUUGUAAGUGUCAGGGGGGCAUUUGCAUUGGGCAAGUGAUAAACCCAAAUAUUCUUAUCUUGAGGAGUUGUUCUCUUACCAUCAGAACAAUUUUGAAUGACUGGUAUAAGACCCUUGUCUUUCUCUAAUCUGAAAGUUUGCCCAUGGUAAUCCCAAGAACAAGGCAGUUGCUAUGAAUUAGUUUUCUUUAGUCCCCACGUUUAAUCUCUUUUGAUCAUAUGUCAUUUAAGGAUGGUAUGCUAACAAAAUGGGGUUGUUUGGGUAUUUUUUCAAUUCAAACACUGUAAGGUGAAGAUUAGGCUCCCGCAAUAUCAAAGUAAAUAUAUUUAAAGGUAUUUGCAUUUAAACAUUAAUGAUAGAUUUGCUGCUUAUUGAAAGCAAUGAAAAAUUAUGGUGCUUUUUGAUUAAGGUGACUAUUACUGCAUUCCCAGAAUCAUUGGUUCUUUGAAUAAAUUGACACUAUGCUAAAUAUGUAAUUUCUUAAUUCAGCAGUUUGAAGGCCUUCUUGUAAUCUUCAAGAAUUGUCACAAACUUCAGUUUUACAUGUACUUUAACUGCAGAGUAUACAAUGAUUUUGGUAAUUAUAUUUAUCUUAUCUCUUACAAUAUGCUCUUAUUUAAAACAUUGAUUAAUUAUUAUGAAUGUACAUAGAUGUAUUUUGUGUAAAUUCUCUUCACAGAUCCAGCAUAUGAUUAUACAGUCAACUGUCUUUUCAUUUUCUGAACUGUAACAGUGUACAUGAUUCUUGAAUAAAUUAGAUUUUCUAAU
Lingula anatina is the source of this 8183-nucleotide messenger RNA. Its product is annotated as rho guanine nucleotide exchange factor 28. Gene Ontology annotation, biological process: regulation of Rho protein signal transduction. Lineage: Eukaryota; Metazoa; Brachiopoda; Lingulata; Lingulida; Lingulidae. Gene Ontology annotation, molecular function: guanyl-nucleotide exchange factor activity. The record is from RefSeq and is a predicted model, not a curated record.